Messenger RNA from Cyprinodon tularosa, 2311 nucleotides. It is a transcript of the gene sytl1, whose product is annotated as synaptotagmin-like 1. Gene Ontology annotation, cellular component: plasma membrane; exocytic vesicle. The coding region runs from base 155 to 1762 and encodes 535 amino acids. NCBI's taxonomy places the organism in Eukaryota, Metazoa, Chordata, Actinopteri, Cyprinodontiformes, Cyprinodontidae. The transcript has 15 exons. Gene Ontology annotation, molecular function: small GTPase binding; neurexin family protein binding. Gene Ontology annotation, biological process: exocytosis; intracellular protein transport. The record is from RefSeq and is a predicted model, not a curated record.
CUCACGCUGAGCUCUGAGCAGAGGGCUGCCCCCUGUGCGACUGAUCCUGAGGGCGUGUUCACUCCGUUUGUUCAGCACACAAACAGAAACACUCAGGAAAAAAAGUUUUCCCCGCACUUCUUCCAUGGAACAGGUGGAAGCUGUCAGAUAAGGUAUGGCGGGGGAGCAGAAUGACUCAUCUCUUGACCUGAGCCACCUGACGGAGGAGGAGCAGUCCUCCAUCCUGCAGGUGCUACAACGCGAUUUGGAGUUGCGUAAUCUCGAUAAAGGUCGUAUAAGGCACCUUGAGCAGACAGAAACGAAUGUGUCACGCCUUCGGCUCCUUAGUGGAGAAUGGUUCAGUGAAGAGUACAGUAAACGGCAUCACAGGUGGACUUCAGGCUGUGACCUUAUUCGGGCCUCCAUUCGCCACAGAAAAACAAAGAGCAGAGAUGUGAACCUGAAUGAACUGUUCCCCGGGAAGGAGGAAACUCCCACCAACAGCAUCCCCCCUGGGGCGAACGAAAGACUGCAGGAGAAAACAGAAGAGAAAAACCGAGGGAGUGAGGAAGGUUUGAAACACGACUUUACACCAAGACCCGGAAGGCCAGUAGAGCAUUUGCAGGUUUUGAACAGCACAAACAGCUCCUGUCCAUCAAAAGAGUGGGAAAUGAGAAGUAAUGGCCACUUGGAAGAACCUGAGGAAGAUUUUAUUGUUGGUCUCAACGGGGACUCUGACUCCUUGAAUGGCAGCCUGACAGAGCCAGAUCCAUCUUUUCUGAAAAACUGCAGUUCCAACAACAGCCUUCAUUCCAGCUACACGCUCAGUGGAAGCAUGAUGAGUCUGUUUAGCUCGGGGGAUUUCGGAGCGGUGGAGGUGAGGGGCCGCAUUCAGUACUCGCUGGUUUACGACAAUCGUAAGGAGGAGCUGCAGGUGAGGGUGUAUCGCUGCGAGGACAUCGCUUCAGCACGCAAGAACCGCUCCGACCCAUACGUAAAGAGCUAUCUUUUGCCAGACAAGUCAAAUCACAGCAAGAAGAAGACGUCAGUCAAGAAGAAAACACUGAAUCCAGUCUAUGAUCAGACACUCAGGUAUAAACUAUGUAAUAGAGAGCUGAGUAGUCGGACUUUGAACCUCUCGGUGUGGCAUGCCGAACCUCUGGGAAGGAAUAUCUUCCUGGGGGAGGUGGAGGUGGCCCUGGGGCUCUGGGACUGGACCUCCACACAGCCCCUUUGGCAAGAUCUGCAGCCACGGGUUCAUCUGAGUCCAGAGUAUAUCAGCAUUAGAGGGAACAUCAUGCUGUCCAUCAAAUUUGUUCCUGAGGGAUUUGAAGGUGGUGGCCUGCCUUCAACAGGAGAAGUUCACAUCUGGCUCCAGGAGGCUCAAGGUCUACUCUCUAAGAAAGGAGGUGCUUUAGACUCUUUUGUUAAAAGCUACAUUCUCCCAGAUGUCAGUCGACAGAGCGGUCAAAAAACCCGUGUUGUGAAGCACUCAGUCAGUCCGACGUACAACCACACCAUGGUCUACGACGGCUUUCAAACCAGCGACCUGAGGGAGGCCUGUGCCGAGCUCACAGUUUGUCAAAGAGAUGGACUGAAGUCGAACAUCCUGGGGGGGAUUCGUCUGAGCUGUGGAACAGGUCAGAGCUACGGGGAGGCUGUUAACUGGAUGGACUCCACGGAAGAUGAAGUCGCUGUUUGGACCUCCAUGAUUGAAAACCCAAACCGCUGGAUCAACACAACCCUACCGAUCAGAACUAACCUGACCCAGCGGUCUGCAUGACCAGAACAUCCUGCUCUUUAACACUCAUUCACAUUCAUGUUCAAACAGCGGUUGGACUGUAACAUUUCUGUAUUUAUGAUAUAGAUACACACACAUUCACACUUAAAAAUUAAGUCAGCAGUAAUAUUCUUUGAGUGCAGGAAUAACUUAGUUGUUUCUGUAGAUACGUCUGCAUAUCAAAAUGUAUUUCAGUGUUUAAAUCUGGUAAAGAAUGCAUUUAUAAUCAAUUGUAGUUUAUUGAUUAAUACAAUAUAUAAACUAUAAAUAAAGAAUUGUUUUUUUUCAUGUGUAUUGUAACUUCAUGUAUAAGAAUAAGGCAUUUUUAGGGGAUAACAGCAGGCACACAUUAAUAUUUUAUCCCGCUUGCAUUGAUGUCUUAUGUUACUGUCAAUCAUCUUUGGGUCUAUGGGUAAAGAAAAUUGUUUUAUUUUCUCUUAUUAAUAUUCAUUUAUGCUUUGGGAGAAUCUUAGAUGUUUUGUUUUUUUUAUAAUUUUUUCAUCAUCUUGUUGGCAACUUGUGUUUGACCAUUUUAAAAGCACUACAACCCAA